AUGACUUCGUACUCCCCACCAGAGUGGAGCAUCUCGGGCUCCAAUGUCUUUGGUAUCUAUAUGGACGUGAUCAAAGGUGGCGUCGUUGUAGAGUCACUUCAAUUGCCUUGUACGAAUGGACGGAGCUACGUGUUGGCGGGACGCAUGGCGACUGUAUGCGACUGGACACUGGCUCACCCAUCUAUCUCUCGCACUCACGCUGCGCUGCAAUUUGAUCAGCAAGGCGCACUCUUCCUCUAUGACAUUCGCAGUACGCACGGUUGUUUUGUAAACAAAAAGCGCAUACCGGUCGAAGAAUUUGUAAGGCUUCAUAUUGGGGAUGUAUUGGGAUUCGGCGAAUCAACGCGACUCUAUGCAGUCUGUGGCCCUCCAGAGCUACUGCCAGCAGAAUAUGAAUCACUAAAUCUCGAAAAGUUUCGUGAAAGAUUAAAGAGAAAAGAUGAUCAGCGAGAAGUUUCGUGGGGCUUUAAAGAUGACGCAGAAGAAGAAGAAGGAGAAAGUGAAGAAGAGACGCAGAAGCGCAACGAUGACCUACCAGAUUAUCUUCGAAAUUUAAAAGAAGACGAUCGGCCGUAUACGUCGAGUGUAAGUCAGUCGGACGUGAACGAGAAAGAUCGGCGAUUAUAUCGUCAGCUCACGACACGAAUUCGAAAAAUGGAAAAUCUUAAGUUGGAGAAAUCACGAAUUUUAGCUAAGCAAAACCGACUAGAUGGAUUGUCAGAGGGGCAGCAACUUACGCUGGAACGGAAUGAACAACGAAUCGAAACGCUGCAUAAAGAAAUUGAUGAUUUGGAAGCUAAAAUUCAAGCCAAGAAUGACGAACGGGCAAAGACAAAAAGCACCGGUGAGUUAAGAUCAAGAAAAAGAACAAAUGUAAAUGAGGAACUGUACGGAUAUAGCAGCGAUGAAGAUGAUUUUUACGAUCGAACUGAAGCCAAUCAACUGAAAAUCGCUGCACGAAAGCAGAAGGUGACUGGAUGCGCUAUCUCUGUUGCCACUGCUGGUCCGACCACUGAUGUGAAGGCUCAAAAGAAAGAGGUGCUCACUGUCGACUCGAUUCAAAGUAAUAUCAAACGAUUAGAGGAGGAGCUGACACGACUGCAAGAUGAUGUGACUGCCGCGUCGACUAAAGCUGACCCGAAGCAGAAUAACUCGAAGCAAGAAAAGGAAGACUCACUAGACCUUUUCAUGUCAGCUACAACGACUCAGUUGCAUUUGGGGGAGAUUGACUUGUUGAUGAAACGAAAAGCCGAUAUCAAAACCGAGUUGCAGCGUCAGCACCACCUUUUAGCUGUAGCCACUCCAGCAUUAGCUUCUCUGCCGGUUCGAACUCCAGUGAAAGACGCAGUAGAUGAUUCUGUGAUCACCACUUCAAACGUCUCAUCGUUUGCUAUAAACUCAUCCGACCAAGCUGAAAAAAAUGAUAUGAUUCCACAUUGUAGUGAACUCGUCAAUGUCGAUGUUCUAGCGAAGAAAAGUGUAUCGCCUUUACAAAAUAAGUCGAUUGUAAAGGAGAAAUUGGAGAAUCAUCGAGUAAAAAACGCAGCUCCACUCAAGCGUGAACAAAUUUCGGGCAAAAUGGUUACAGUCUCGAAAAAAAUAAAAGUGGAUGGUGAGAAGCAAUGUGGAGGUGCCAGUAUUUUAGAAGGAGGUGACCAUGCGUGGGUCCCUCCAACAAACCAGACGGGUGAUGGUCGUACACAACUAAAUGACAAGUUUGGCUACUAA
Messenger RNA from Plasmopara halstedii, 1728 nucleotides. RefSeq names its product Anion exchanger adaptor protein Kanadaptin, contains FHA domain. The transcript is spliced from 2 exons. Gene Ontology annotation, molecular function: protein binding; mRNA binding. Bases 1 to 1728 code for a protein of 575 amino acids. The record is from RefSeq and is a predicted model, not a curated record. Lineage: Eukaryota; Oomycota; Peronosporomycetes; Peronosporales; Peronosporaceae.